GACAGGAAACCAGAGCGUGGAGACCUCAUUGAAAUCUUCAGAGAUGGAUAUCAGCACUGGGCGAUUUAUGUUGGAGUUGGAUAUGUGAUUCAUGUGGUCUCAGACUCUGAGCAUGCUGACACUGGAGCCAGCAAGAAGUCAAAAAAAGAUGGUAAUGUCACAGUGAAGAAAGAAAAACUGCAGGAUGUGGUUGGCAAUGAUGAAUACCGUAUCAACAAUCAUCUGGAUGAGAAAUAUAACCCACUUCCCAUUGAAGAAAUUCUACAGGAAGCAGAACAUUUUGUGGGACGGGAGUUUCCAUAUGAUUUGUUAUUAAGAAACUGUGAGCACCUCGCUACACUGUUGAGAUACGGAAGUCAAGUCAAGUCAAGUCACCUUUAUUUAUAUACCGCCUUUAACAAUACAGAAUUGUGACAAGGCGGCUGUACAGUAUUAAAUAGGAAACAGUACAUCAACAAUGCCAAAGGCAACAGUAAACACUCACAUUUUAGGUAAAGGUAGUUAAUCAAAAACAAUAAAAUAAAAUACAAUAUUGUGUUAAGAGAAAGUGUCCCCAAAAAUGCGGAAAGCCGCAUUCCCAGCAGGUACAGCUGUAUGAUAUUGUAUUGUAUAUAAUUAUAUUGUAUUCAUAAAUGUCUCAAAAUCACAGGAUUACAGACUUUAUUAUGCCAAAAUGUUUGAAAUUAAUUUAGUUUACAAUAGCAACAAGUUCUCUCACAGUGACUUAAUAAAAAAAUAAUAAUUUCUGUUUAUUCUUUUAGGUGCAAAAUGCAAGGAACCUUUUUAUUGCUGGUCUCAUUGCUGCAGCGGUUGUCUAUGGAAUACCUGCUAUAGCAAAUUCAAGAAAAAAAGAGAAUCAGGAUCAAUAAACAUGAAAAUGGGAAAUGAAGAAAUAAAAGUACAGUUCUUUAA
Messenger RNA from Labeo rohita (rohu), 912 nucleotides. Its product is annotated as phospholipase A and acyltransferase 1-like. The annotation marks the transcript as partial. Gene Ontology annotation, molecular function: A2-type glycerophospholipase activity; glycerophospholipid phospholipase A1 activity. Gene Ontology annotation, biological process: N-acylphosphatidylethanolamine metabolic process. The record is from RefSeq and is a predicted model, not a curated record. Lineage: Eukaryota; Metazoa; Chordata; Actinopteri; Cypriniformes; Cyprinidae. The transcript has 2 exons. Gene Ontology annotation, cellular component: cytoplasm.